CAGAGCUUUCAACAAUGGAUCCCAAUACUAACAGCAAAGAAGAACAAGAUGAGGACCAAUAUGGGGUUCUUCUAUACUACAAGUACACCCAAAUUCCAGACCUUGACGACCUCUACAACUUCUACAACUCCAACUGCAACUCCCUCUCACUCCUCGGCCGCGUUCGUCUCUCUACUCUCGGCGUCAACGUCACUGUUGGUGGGAAGUUGAGUGCAUUGAAGAAGCACAUUGGUGAAGUUGAGUCGUAUAGUUUGUUUGAAGGAACUGACUUCAAGCUUGCAGCUUGUGGCCGCCCAUCGAAUGAUAAGGUGGCCGAGGAAUGUGGGUUCACUUCUCUGUCAAUCCGCAUUGUCAAGGAAUUGGUUACUCUUAGCUGUAAUCCUCUGAUAAAAUCGCCCGAGAUUUCACAUGCUGGAAAGCAUCUUUCUGCAGCUGAGUUUCAUUUCGUUUUACAGAAAGCUGGACAAUUAGACCCUGAGACCGAAGAACACAAUAGAGAACUUGUUCUAUUGGAUGCAAGGAAUCUAUAUGAAACGAGAAUCGGGAAGUUCCACACACCAAAUGUGGAAACUUUAGACCCGGGCAUUAGGCAGUAUAGUGAUCUUCCUUCAUGGAUAGAUGAUAACUCUGAUCAAUUGCAAGGAAAAUCAGUCCUCAUGUAUUGCACUGGAGGAAUUAGGUGUGAAAUGGCAUCAGCCUAUAUUAGGUCAAAGGGUGCUGGGUUUGAAAACGUCUUUCAGCUAUAUGGUGGAAUACAGCGGUAUUUGGAACAGUUUCCAGAUGGUGGUUUUUUCAGAGGGAAGAACUUUGUUUUUGAUCACCGGAUUUCAGUUGGGAGUUCAGAUGCAAAUAUUCUUGGUGCCUGUCUUCUCUGUGGCACCUCAUAUGAUGACUAUUCGUCACGCCUUCGUUGCACUUAUUGUAGAAUGUUGGUCUUAGUUUGUGACAGUUGCCAGCAGAGGAAGGGCUCUGUAUAUGUUUGUGAGCUCUGCCAGAAUCAUCACAAGGGCGUUGGGUUGACUUCUAUUGAAAUUCUCGGAAUCAGUUCACUACCAUCAGUUGAAACGGUCUCUUCAGAUGCUAAGCUCUCAUGUCAGGUGCCUUGCAGACAGGCUAAUGGGACUCCAAAAAAAUUGAGAAUCUUGUGCUUACAUGGGUUUCGUCAGAACGCCUCGAGUUUCAAAGGAAGAACUGCCUCACUAGCCAAGAAACUCAAAAGCAUUGCUGAGCUCGUGUUUGUGGAUGCACCUCACGAAUUGGCAUUCAUAUACCAACCACCCUCGGAGCCUCACAAUUGUACCUCUCCACCAACUUCACCACAACAAGGCACUCCUCUUCCACCACCCUCAGAGCACUGCAAGAAAAAGUACGCAUGGCUUGUAGCACCUGAUUUCCAUGAAAAAAAUGAAAGCGAAAGCUGGGAAAUGGGGGAUGGUCCAUUCGAUCCGCUGCAGUACCAGCAGCAAACCACAGGGUUUAAUGAAUCAUUGGCGUACCUCAAAACCGUGUUUGCUCAUGAAGGCCCAUUCGACGGAGUCCUCGGAUUUUCACAGGGCGCAGCAAUGGCAGCUGCUGUAGCUUUCGCCCAACAAACACAACGGACAUCAUCAAAAGCCCCGGAAAUGCAGUUCAGAUUUGUCAUUCUGUGCUCUGGCUUCGGCAUCAAGUUACUAGAUCAAGAGUUUAACAAGGAAACAAUGAUCAAGAAAUGCCACUGCCCUUCCCUCCACAUAUUCGGCAAGGAUCAUGGCAAAGACAGACAGAUUGCCAAGCAAGAAAGCCGUGAGCUCGCCUCCUUAUUCGACGAGGGCUGCUCCACCGUCAUCGAACACGACUCCGGCCACAUCAUCCCCGCUCGUGCUCCCUACAUUGAUCAGAUCAAGGACUUCCUCUCCCGUUUCCUCUAAAACCCUAGUCACCUAGUGUGGUGGGGGGCUUUAUCUCAAUUAUCUGCAAC
Messenger RNA from Fragaria vesca subsp. vesca, 1957 nucleotides. RefSeq names its product rhodanese-like domain-containing protein 6-like. Lineage: Eukaryota; Viridiplantae; Streptophyta; Magnoliopsida; Rosales; Rosaceae. The record is from RefSeq and is a predicted model, not a curated record. Bases 15 to 1907 code for a protein of 630 amino acids. The transcript is spliced from 9 exons.